AUGGAAGAUAACGAAGAGGCAGAUGUCAGCCCUCAGAAGGGGAAGACGGAGCCAUCAAAUGGACUCAAUUUGAGCCUUCUCAUGCGUUUGUGUGGUACCUGGAAUGACAUUUCGUUCGCACUCAUCAUCCUGUUCUGUAUCGCCGGUCUGGGCCACUCUGACAUAGCUCCGACAUGGCGGUUCAUGGACGGCCGAGACGAGGGACUAUCGCAAGUGGCGUGGGCCUAUCUGCUGGCAGCUGUCAUGACCAUGACCGCAUUCGUCUUCGAGCUGACAACUGUGCUGGUUGAGUAUAGCCGCUUGGCGGCACUUGCCUGGUUCCUGCCAUCUCUGAAUGAUGGGCAGUGCUCUAAGAGCAAACGGCUGGAACUGGGCAUUCCCCCGUUUCGUUUGAUCCGAACAUGUCGUGAGAAUCGACGACAGGUUCAUUGGAUCAUUGAGACAGUUACUGAGACGGAGGUGAAGUGUCUCAAAACCACGCGCGGUGUCUCCUUGCCCUACAAGAUGAAGUCUCAAGACCUGGACGAGGAGGAAGAAGAGGAGAACUCGACUUUAGCAGCCGAGAUGGUCGCAGUCCGGGCCGGCUCGAUGAGCCAGAAGAGCCAUGAAAGCCAGAAGUCAGGGACUCGCCGACGGAAGAAGACCCCGGAUCUUGCAAGCAAGGAGCCAGAAAUUGCAGAAAGACAUUUCACGGCGCACAGCAAAGCUUCAGACUCCAGUCUGGAAACGGCGACCAUGAGCAACACUUUCUCAGCAGAGGCCGAUGCCCCGACAAUCCUGUGCGUGGAUGAUGAUCCUGUCCACCUCGACGUGGUCUAUGCUGUUGCUGACGGGGAGCAAGCCGUGCAGUUCUUGAAGAUGCGAAGUGUGCAACUGAUGAUGCUGGAUGUUAUGAUGCCUGGCAUGAGUGGCCAACGGGUGCUGCGAUCUGUUCGCAAAUUCUACACCUCAGAGCAGCUUCCAAUCAUCAUCGUGAGUGCGGUGUGCAGACAGGAGACGGUGUCCGAAUUUGCGAAGCUGGGUGCGAACGAUUAUAUCAUGAAGCCCUUUGGCAGGGCCGAGCUGCUGGAGCACGUCCAGCUACAUCUCAGCAAAGCCACUCAAGCACGCGUGUCCCGCAAAGCACGUGAGCUGAAGGUGCGGUUCCUUCAAAAGCUUAUCGACGCUAGCUGCCCGCAUGUCUCGCAGAGCCGUGUGACGGGCUUCGUGAGGCACCCACAUCUCAUGCGCGGGAUCCGCUGCCGACCCCACGGCCUUGUUUACAAAGGAGAGGGCCGAUCUUACGUCAAGGGCGAAGGCGCAUACGGUCAGAUCGAGAUGAAGCCGUGGAGCGGGCUCAAGCCUUGCAGCGACUUCCCCGCAGCUGAGCACAUGCUCAUGGGAGCAUUCGAGGACAAGGAGUUGCGUGUAAGCAAAGCGGAAGCAGAAGCGAUGGGGCUUCUGCAGUCCGUCGGCCGAAUUACCGUCUGCUGCCGGAAGCGACGGAUUGCUCUGGAAACAGAGCUCCAGAACAAAAAUGGCACCUUGCUUUCAGACGAGCAGCUCAAGUUUUUACAGGCAAGCUACGCUCGGCAAAAGGUCCUUCACCAGCAUCAUGAGGGCAUGGCUGCGCAGAUCCAGCGCUUGGAGCUGUUGCAGAAGAGCCAACACAAGCUCUUAUCGGCCAGAACUGAGCAGGACCUGGAUGGCUUGCUGCAGAUCGCCAGCUCGGGUCCAGGUAGAGGUCCAGGUUCGCAGGCACCGCUUGCAGACCCAAAGCUUCUGCAGAUCAGGAAGGUAGAGGACAAUGUGGGCUACUACCUCACGAGCAUAGACCAGUUGGCAACGCGGCUGCCGGCUUCGUCAAAAGAGGAGCUGCAGCGAAUCGCCUACCAGCUAAGAGCGGAAACCAACAAGCUGCUCAUGGAGAUGGGUCUCAAAUGUCAUGAGCUGGCCAGCGCGGACAGCAUGCUGCAGCAUCAAUGGCUGCAGCUCCAACGUAGCGUGCCCCAACUGAGCCUUGGAACCGAUCCUUUCCUGGCAUCCCUGACCUUGUGGCCACCCACACAGACUCCAGGCGCGGCGGCUUCUGAGAGCACUGUCUGA
Molecule: messenger RNA, 2085 nt
Organism: Symbiodinium sp. CCMP2456
Lineage: Eukaryota; Dinophyceae; Suessiales; Symbiodiniaceae
Source: the annotation of a GenBank genome assembly